GAAGCCGUAUAUGCUCCGGUAUGGGGAGACAGAGUUGGGGGCGGAGGUGUAUAUGGGUGGUGUCGAGACGGUUGCGAAUUUGACGAGGGGUGAGGGGGAUAUGACACCCCCGAGCGUGUUUCUGAUCAGUGACGACCCCUCCGCCGCCAACGCCUUCCCAGACGACAUCUAUGCAUCCGGCUCAGGCCUCCCCACCCCCGCCGCCCCCUUCACCUACCCCGAAUUCCUCUCAUCCUCGACCCCCGCCUUACGAGCCCAAAUCGCAGCCAGCUUCAUCGUGGAUAUCUCCAUUGCGAUGACGAAAGCGGGUAGGGGGGUCGUGUGUGCGAUUAGUUCUGGGGCGUGUAGGAUACUUGCGCUCAGUUUGGGGUGGGAGGAGGGGAUUUUGGGGGGGAGGUGGGGGAACGUUGAUGGGGAUUUUGAUUGGAGGGGGGUUGACUGGUAGCUAAGUGCAGUGGAUUUAUUGUUCAAUCAAGUCGUCCUGGGAAUUCUCACGCGCCCG
Molecule: messenger RNA, 502 nt
Organism: Saitoella complicata NRRL Y-17804
Lineage: Eukaryota; Fungi; Ascomycota; Saitoellomycetes; Saitoellales; Saitoellaceae
Exons: 1
Coding region: 53-445 (130 amino acids)
Source: RefSeq, a predicted model, not a curated record